This is a messenger RNA of Zalophus californianus (California sea lion), 825 nucleotides long. Its product is annotated as protein SET-like. The coding region runs from base 1 to 825 and encodes 274 amino acids. Lineage: Eukaryota; Metazoa; Chordata; Mammalia; Carnivora; Otariidae. The transcript has a single exon. The record is from RefSeq and is a predicted model, not a curated record. Gene Ontology annotation, molecular function: chromatin binding; histone binding. Gene Ontology annotation, biological process: nucleosome assembly. Gene Ontology annotation, cellular component: nucleus; chromatin.
AUGUCGGCGCCGGAGGUCAAAGUCAGUAAAAAGGAGCUCAACUCCAACCACGACGGGGCCGACGAGACCUCAGAAAAAGAACAGCAAGAAGCAAUUGAACAUAUUGAUGAAGUACAAAAUGAAAUAGACAGACUUAAUGAACAAGCCAGUGAGGAGAUUUUGAAAGUAGAACAGAAAUAUAACAAACUCCGCCAACCAUUUUUUCAGAAGAGGUCGGAAUUGAUCGCCAAAAUCCCCAAUUUUUGGGUAACAACAUUUGUUAACCAUCCACAAGUGUCUGCACUGCUUGGGGAGGAGGAUGAAGAGGCGCUGCAUUAUUUGACAAGAGUUGAAGUGACAGAAUUUGAAGAUAUUAAAUCAGGUUACAGAAUAGAUUUUUAUUUUGAUGAAAACCCUUACUUGGAAAAUAAAGUUCUCUCCAAAGAAUUUCAUCUGAAUGAGAGUGGUGAUCCAUCUUCAAAGUCCACCGAAAUCAAAUGGAAAUCUGGAAAGGAUUUGACGAAACGUUCAAGUCAAACACAGAAUAAAGCCAGCAGGAAGAGACAGCAUGAGGAACCAGAGAGCUUCUUCACCUGGUUUACUGACCACUCUGAUGCAGGUGCAGAUGAGUUAGGAGAGGUCAUCAAAGAUGAUAUUUGGCCAAAUCCGUUACAGUACUCCUUGGUUCCCGAUAUGGAUGAUGAAGAAGGGGAAGGAGAAGAAAAUGAUGAUGAAGAAGAAGAAGGAUUGGAAGAUAUCGAUGAAGAAGGAGAUGAGGAUGAAGGUGAAGAAGAUGAAGAUGAUGAUGAGGGGGAGGAAGGAGAGGAGGAUGAAGGAGAUGACUAA